AAAUAAUUAAUGGAAGCAAAAAAAAUCAUUGGUUUAGGAAGCCCAUUGUUAGAUAUUUAAGCAGAAGUACCAGGAGAAUUCUUAGAGAAGUAUGGAUUGACACUUAAUAACACAUAUUUUGCAGAAGAGAAACAUUUACCUUUAUAUGAGGAAUUAAUUAAUAUUCCAACUCAUUCUCAUGUUCCAGGAGGUAAAAAAUUAAAUAUAAUUUUAGGAUCUGCUCUUAAUACAAUAAGAUUGGCAAGAUGGAUGGCUUAGGCAGGAUAGGAUCAAGUCAAAUUUAUUGGUUGUGUUGGAAAGAAAGACAAGUUUGCUAAUAUGUUAAUUGAGGUGACAAAUAAAGAUGGAGUGACAACUUUAUUUGAUGAAUAAGAUUAACCUACAGGUAAAUGUGGAGUGUUACUAUGCAAUAAGGAUAGGUAUUUAUGAUAUUAAUCUUACUUUUAGAUGUUUGGUUCCAUUAAUUGGUGCUGCAGCUCAUUUGUCUGAUGAAUAUGUUGACUAACAUAUUGAUGAUAUUAAAACAGCAACAGUAUUAUUUAGUGAAGUUUAUUUCUUAUAUCCAAGAGCAGAACUCACAAAGAGGAUAUAUAAAAUAGCAUCAGAAAGUGGAGUAAACACUUGUUUGACUCUAUCAAGUGUAAAUGCAGUAAGUGAUAAAUUCAAUGACAUAUUGGCUGUAUUGCCAUAUGUUGAUUAUUUAUUUGGUAAUGAAGAGGAAGUUGAACAAUUUGCUAAGAAUUUGAAAUUGGAAGGAGAUCUUCCAUAAGUUAUGUAGUAAAUUGCUGGAUAUGAAAAACUUGGAUAAAGAGAAAGAGUUGUAGUAUGUACUUAAGGUAAAAAACCAACUUUGAUUGCAAAGAAAAAUGAAGUAAUUACAGUUGAAGUUUAGUUGGUUGAUGUUUCAAAGAUUGUAGAUACGAAUAGUGCAGGAGAUUCAUUUUGUGGAGGGUAUUAAAUUAAUUUCAAAUUAUUUAGAUUCAUUGCUGAAUUGUUGAAUGGUCCAGAUCUUGUUAAAUGUGCAAAAGCUGGAAAUUAUUCAGCAUCAUAAACAAUUUAACAUGAAGGAAGCACAAUUCCUAAAUAUGUACCAGAGAAGACUUGGUGAGAAGAU
This is a messenger RNA of Paramecium sonneborni, 1114 nucleotides long. NCBI's taxonomy places the organism in Eukaryota, Ciliophora, Oligohymenophorea, Peniculida, Parameciidae. The record is from the annotation of a GenBank genome assembly.